Trametes versicolor FP-101664 SS1 is the source of this 897-nucleotide messenger RNA. RefSeq lists its product as uncharacterized. Lineage: Eukaryota; Fungi; Basidiomycota; Agaricomycetes; Polyporales; Polyporaceae. The coding region runs from base 1 to 897 and encodes 298 amino acids. The record is from RefSeq and is a predicted model, not a curated record. The transcript has a single exon.
AUGGGCGACAUACCAGACUCAAGCUUCAGCAACAGCGUCUACAGCUUCCUCUACUCGAGGCAAGCUUAUUCUCAGCAGAUCGUAGUUCGCCCCUCCCGUUGGGGCGAGCAGUCCUCUACCGCGCUCCGCGAGGACGUGCAGAACUUCGACCGGGACAUCGACGCGACAUUUGAAGACGCUCCCCCGGAAACGAUCAACCCUGCCCUCCUGCUCCCCAUGGCGUCUCAGCAGUUCCCAGUCUACUACCCGCCGACGUCGCCCUCGACCGACACGGCAACGGUAUCGUCUACGACAUCCUGGUGCUUCAGUGAGGUUUCCUCUCCUCCCACGUCCCCCGAGUAUACCCCUGGCGAGGAUUCGUGCGUGGAUUCGCAGCAAACCGAGCUCUCCGUCGACUUCAGCCAGCAGCUCAGCGAGGAGCAGCUCCAGCAAUUCGUCCGCGACCUCUUUGGGGACAGCCCGGUCGGCACGAACACCCUUGACACUGGUACGCCUUCGUUCGCCUUACCACAGCCCGCGACAGCACCUGCGUAUCCAAUCGUCGACACUCGCCAUGAGCAACCGCAACAGCAGCUCCCCGGGGCAGCUGUCGCGGAUGUUCUUGGUGCGGGGGCGGGCAUGCAGGUGACCGCGUUCGACCCCAACCUUACGGGCGCUUGGCGCGCAGGGGGCCAAUAUUCUCUUGCCGUCGAGCAAACGCCCUCGACGUACCCCUGCGCACCUGUGGAACCGGUGAAGCAUGCGCCAUACAGCCACGCUAAGGCGGCGCGUUCUCCGCGAAAGGCGUCGACCAAGAAGGACCUUGAGGAGAAGCCGCUGAAGUGGCUGCCCUGUCCUAGACCGGGUUGCACAAGCGGUGCGUCUGACAUCUUGCUUUGGGUCUCUGGUAGCCCUUAA